This is a messenger RNA of Esox lucius (northern pike), 3711 nucleotides long. RefSeq names its product paralemmin 1b (gene palm1b). Bases 1578 to 2264 code for a protein of 228 amino acids. NCBI's taxonomy places the organism in Eukaryota, Metazoa, Chordata, Actinopteri, Esociformes, Esocidae. The record is from RefSeq and is a predicted model, not a curated record. Gene Ontology annotation, cellular component: membrane. Gene Ontology annotation, biological process: regulation of cell shape. The transcript has 7 exons.
AUCUCGGAAGGGAGGAAGGCGUACCCUUUCUCUCCCCCUCUCUCUCACAUCCUCUCUCACAAUCCCUGUGUUUGGGCAACCGGUCAGAGAGCAAUGCUCUCUGCAAAACUGGUCGCAAGUAGACGAGCAAAACCUAAUUUGGAGGGAAACCGAAGAGUUAUCAACUAGUAGGCUAUGCCGGCGUCUGUCGCUCCGUAACCCGCAAACUAAUCCAACUCCGUUAUGCAGUGGCUUCCACAUGAACACCAGCUCGUUCUCCCUCGGUUUUCGGAUUAAGCCGCUAUAGAGCUCUCGUGACACACGCACUCUGAGCACGGGCGUUCCCGCGGGUCCUCAGCGGCCAACGGAAGGGUGGCAGGAGAGUGGAGAAAAAGGAGGAGAAAGGGAGAGUGUAGAGAGGGGGGGGGGGAGAAUAGCGACACUGCUUUAAAGGUUUUGUACGCCAGAAAACACUAGGCUUACAGUGAGUGAAAAGGAAAACAUCGCUGUGUCAUUUUGUUCCCGUUUUAUUUUUGUGUGGAGAAUAGACGGAAGAGAGAAGAGCGAGACGCCAUCAGUGUCAACUGAAAGGACUCUGCAAUUGGCCGCAGCCCUCCACUGCCUCAGCCUCACGGAACAGCGAUGGAGGGAUGGAGUGGAAAACGGAGGCAGGGGAGUAAUGAGAAAGGGUGUGAAGGGAUGGAGGAGAGGGAAAGAUUGAGAAUAGAGAAAGCAAGAUGAAGGGACAGUGUUUUGUUUCUAAUGUAGGCACAAUGAUAGGUAACCAAUCCCGCUCAGUGGCUUGCAGAUGAUGUAGCUGUUUAGUGAAAACGAUGUUUCAGUCGCUAUCUAUUAUUGUAGUAGGCUGUUUAUGUUUUGUAGGCUAGACGGAGAAGCUGGAUAUCCUCCAUGGAAAUGCAUGGCAAUGUGGAAACAAAUAUCAGUAUGAUAAAUUACUGAAUACUGAAAACAAAAGGCAUGCUUUGCUCAUGUAUGUCGAAUAUUCUGUAUAUUGUCAAAUAUGGUCUAGUCUAAGCUAAUACAAAAUAAAUAUGUAUUGUUAAAUGUUUAAUCCUAAAAAAUAGCAUGGGACAGCAAUAGGUGAACGAUUAUAACGUUUGGGUAAUUAUGUACUUCUUCACGUUUAUAGAUUUCUGUGACUCACCUAUGCAUGUACGCACGCAGCAUGCGAGCACACACGCGCACACACACACAACACACUAUAGAUUAGUUGUGGGAGUGUUUGUAUGAUGGGGUGUCUGGCUUCUAGGCAUGGCAUUUUACUCUGGCGCCAGACAACCAGGCAGAGGUGAGUAUGAUAGACAGAGAUAGGAAGAACGAGAGAUAGAGGGGUUAUAAACAGAAGGAAAAGAGAUGAUGGUGAGAAGGAGAGAGAGGAUGGUGGGUGGGAGUGAGAUGAGGUUGAGAGGGAGAUUAGUGUUGUGGUGUGAAGGAGUUAUUCCAUUUCCAACAUGGCUGACUCAAUGAGCAGAUAACACAACAUCAGUCUAUAACGACUACAUACUGACCGGAACUCUUUGCUGUGUGUGUGAGAGAGAGAGAGAGAACACAGUAAGACCUGCGUUAACUCCUUCAGGAUGGCGGAGAUUUCGCAGCAGGAGCGAAUUCAGGCCAUUGCUGAGAAGCGGAAGAGGCAAACAGAGAUCGAGAACAAGAGGAGACAGCUGGAAGAUGACAGAAGACAGCUUCAACACCUCAAGUCUAAGGCUCUGAGAGAGCGUUGGCUGUUGGAUGGGGCUCCAGAGGAGGAUGAGACUCUAAGACGACUUCAGGAGGAUGAAGAGAGGACUAAGGCAUUAGAGAGCAGCAUCCUCUGUCUGGAGCAGGAGAUUGAGGAGCUGGAGAAUCCUGUUGUGACCAGAGAAAGCAGAGGAAUUAAUGGAGUAGCACAGAAUCAGAGUCCUCGGAGAGAGCUCACUGGAGUAGAAGCCAAGCUGUUGGGUCCCAGUCCAGACAAGGCCAGCGCCGACAAUCCAGUCACUCUGGUCUUCAUGGGCUAUAAGGCCCUGGAGGGUGAGGCCGGGAGAGAGGCCGAUGAGGCAGGGGGCACAGAGGAGGGAGGAGGCUCGGUCAAGGCAGAGUUUGUGGUGCUGCCGGACGGAGAAGGGAAGGGGGUAGGAGACGGGGGGACGGAGACUCAGGCGGCGGCCAAUGGGAGUACAGGUGAGAAGGGGGACGUAGGGGAGACAAAUGGUGGAGGAGGGGAGGAGGGAGAGAAAGAGAAAGAGAAGAAACAGAGUUGCAAGUGCUGCACAGUCAUGUGAGUGUCAUAGACAGGAAGACGUGCGUGCGUGUGUGUGUGUGUGUGUGUGUGUACGCAUGCGUAUGUUAGUCCGUCAGAGUGAGAAACCUGAGCGUGUAUGCGUGUCUGUGUGUGAUCACACACUUAUCAGGACUACAACAAAAACCAACAGUCUGACUCCUGCCAAGCAGCAAGAAUUCCAGCCAACACAUCAGAGACUCUGUACUACUACAGUACUACUGUGUACUGCUGUAGUAGUACUACAAAAACCUACAAACAAGGACAACUGACACUACUACUGUAUGUUCUAGUACUACAAUAACAGUGGAACCCAAUUCCCUGUAAUACCUUUUUGGCCAACAUCCAACCACAUGGGGCCAGUUGCAGGGGGGAGGGGGACAUUUCAGAUGCAGCUAGUACCUAGAGACAGAUCAAACUAAAGCAUCACUGCUAUGUGCUUCUACAGUGCUACUAUUCACUAGGAUGUAUUUCUUCUGAUAUGGAUUAUUCUUUUUAAUUUGAUUGAUAUUUUUAUAUUUUCUAGUCUUGACAUUUAUAACGUAUUCUGUGUGUGUGUGUGUGUGUGUAUCUUUAUUCAGUUAAUAUGAUCUAUAUUGUUAAACUGGAUGUGCCGUCGUGUUAUGGUUACAAAGAAAAUGUAGCAGGUCUUUGCAUUGUAAUGUUUCUGCUAUCGGACCAUCUGGAAAGUCGUUGUAUUUUAGUCCAGAAUAUGAAGAAAUCAUACAUUUUGUAUAUUUAUCUGUGUAAGUAUUUAUCGGUCAGUUUCAUAUUACUAUAUUGUCUCUGUAAGAUCAUUUUACAGUGUGAACAGUAUUCAAAUAUAUUGAUAUCAAGUUUUAUACAAUUUAUUUAUUUGUUUUGGUUGUUGCCAAAGAGCCACACUGCAUGCUAUCUCGUAUCAUCAUCAACAAUAGAUACAUCAAUAAAUCAGUUCAUUCAUGAACCAACCAACCAAUCAACAAACCACAUCCUGUCAGCUGGUGCAUUUCAGAUAUUUCUGUUUUUAAGCCAGCAUGUCAUGUUCUAAUCUCUAUUUUUAACUCACGUCACAUAUUCUCACCUUUAGUCAACUAUGUAUCUGUGCUCAUCUCAUCAGACUCACUAUGACACUGUGCAAACUCAUAGCCAUAUUUCACUGUUUUCAUUUUCUAAAAAAGGAUGGUUUGGUUCACUGUGACUUAACCCAGACAAUGUUUUAAUGCUUGCUGAUGCUUAUUCAUUUUGUUCAGUCUGUGAAAAGUCAAUGUUGAGUCGUCUGAUGUAGCAUCAACGCUAACUCUGAUUAGUGUUCCUAUUAAUCGUAAUACAGAUCAGGUCUGAUCAGUAUCAUUGAAUUAUUAUAUCGAUCAUCAAGACAUGCUAAACAUGAAUGUAAUAAUGGGUUCUAAUGGGAUUGUAAGGAAGGUGAAAGCUGCCAUCAACAGAAUAAACUUUCCAUUCCCAGUGUC